This is a messenger RNA of Fraxinus pennsylvanica, 393 nucleotides long. The record is from the annotation of a GenBank genome assembly. NCBI's taxonomy places the organism in Eukaryota, Viridiplantae, Streptophyta, Magnoliopsida, Lamiales, Oleaceae.
AUGGAGCCUGUGAUAGCCACCAAUUCAACUCACCCAUCAUCCACUACCACCAGGCUGCCACCAAAAAGAUGGAGUCUUGACAGCUGGAAAUCGAAACAGGCCUGGCAACUCCCUGAAUAUCCAGAUAAAGAUAGCCUUGAAAGUGUCCUUGAGACAAUUGAAUCCUUCCCUCCCAUUGUGUUUGCAGGUGAGGCUCGGAGCCUUGAGGAAAAGCUCGGCCAGGCCGCACUUGGCAAUGCUUUCCUCCUGCAGGGCGGGGACUGUGCUGAGAGUUUCAAAGAAUUCAAUGUUGAUAAAGUUAGGGACACUUUCAUAGUCCUCUUGAAAAUGAGCGUUGUCCUCCUUUUUGGUGGCCAGGUGCCUGUUAUAAAGGUCUCUCAUUCCCUCUUUUAA